UUGUCAAACUCGAAGCAUUUAUUUGACAUCUUUCCUUUGAUUUCCAUCUUCUUCUUCUUAUUUCUUUCCUCAUCCUGAUAGCUAUUACUUACCAUGUACAAAGCCCAAAUCUUGCAAAAAAUUAAAUCGGUGGCAGAAGCCCAUAAGAAUAAAGUCAAAGAUGAGUCCUUCCUGAACAUCGAGUGCAAGGAUUGCAAAACACUCGGACAUUUCAACAAGGCAUACCAUGAAUGCAAGUUUUACAAAGCAGUUUCUGCAGCUGAUGUUGGAAGUAGCGGUAAGAAACGUAAGCAAUCAGCUACAAUCAAGGAAGAAAAGAAGCAAGCAAAGAGAAAGAAGAAGCAAACAACUGGAGAUAUCAAGUGUAUCAGUUGUGGCUUAAAGGGUCAUUCUACUUCUCGUUCUCUCGAAUGUCCCAAUCACAUUGCUUCAAAGGAAGAAGUUAUUACCUCGACGCUUGGAGAAGGCUCCACUGUAUUCACGAGGAAGCUCCCUCUUACGUCUGCUGUGAAGCCAGCGUUUCGCGAACAAUUCCAAGGGAAAGUCAUCUCUUGCUGCUCUGACAUAAGGAGAAUAGUAUUCUCUAGUCAAUUAUUCGUUAACUCGUACCUCAUUCAUUAUCAGGAGAAUAGAAGGAAUGCUAACAAAGGCGACAAGAAAGACAAUGAUAAAAACAGCAACAAAGGCAGUAAAGAAGCCAACAAAGAAGACAGCAAGAAAGGCAGUAAAGAAGCCAACAAAGAAGACAGCAAGAAAGGCAGUAAAGAAGCCAACAAAGAAGACAGCAAGAAAGACAGCAAAGAAGCCAACAAAGACAGGUCUAUUCCUGAUGUAUUCUGCCAGCAAUUCUGGUAUUCAGUAGGUCAGCUAGUAACGGGCAAGCAAGUUACUCACAAAACGGCAUUAUCCGAGGACAUAAAACAGUAUUAUACAGACUUCAAGGCAAAGUUCCCUACUAUCGAAGUAAAACACAAGCUAACCGUGGAAUAUAGCCAUUGCCUUACAGAGGCAGCAAAGGAAUUGAGCGUCUCUUACACGAACUCCAUUGUAGAGCGCUUCGAGCAGCGCUUAACAAAGUUCCUUACUUACAAAUUGAGAACUAUGCUCCCGGUAAGGCUGUAAGGAAAAGUUGCCAAGGGUUAUAC
This is a messenger RNA of Mycotypha africana, 1145 nucleotides long. RefSeq lists its product as uncharacterized. The record is from RefSeq and is a predicted model, not a curated record. The transcript has 6 exons. Lineage: Eukaryota; Fungi; Mucoromycota; Mucoromycetes; Mucorales; Mycotyphaceae. The coding region runs from base 94 to 1122 and encodes 342 amino acids.